UAACAAUCAACACGUGCGUGCGUGCGACAUUAACGUCACUCUAAAAACUGAUUGCCAGAUUGUUGUUAAAUUUUCCUAAUUCGUGACUAUAAUACACCGGUGACCAGACAAGAAAAUAUUUCAAGUCGAAGCAUUUCUAUGUGAUGCCAGUUGUUCGUAGUGCUAACCCGAUUCGCGCUAAAAGUUUAAUCAGGAAUAACUUGGAAAAGUCAAGUGUUCUCAAAAUACAAUCGAGAAUGCCGAACAUCAAAGUCUUCUCGGGAACAUCGCACCCGGAUUUGGCCCAACGCAUCGUUGACCGUCUCGGUAUCGAUCUGGGAAAAGUUGUUACAAAGAAAUUCAGCAACUUGGAAACAUGUGUCGAAAUUGGAGAAUCGGUACGUGGCGAGGAUGUUUAUAUUGUUCAAUCUGGAUCCGGUGAAAUCAAUGACAAUCUUAUGGAAUUGCUUAUCAUGAUAAAUGCAUGCAAGAUAGCAUCAGCAUCGCGUGUAACCGCCGUCAUUCCAUGCUUUCCAUAUGCCAGACAGGACAAAAAAGAUAAGAGUCGUGCACCAAUAUCGGCAAAAUUAGUGGCGAAUAUGUUGUCCGUUGCUGGUGCUGAUCACAUCAUAACAAUGGAUUUGCAUGCGUCACAAAUUCAGGGUUUCUUUGACAUACCCGUCGAUAAUUUAUACGCCGAACCGGCUGUUCUCAAAUGGAUAAAAGAAAACAUUCCCGAAUGGAGAAAUUCCAUCAUUGUGUCACCAGAUGCAGGCGGUGCAAAACGUGUUACAUCGAUCGCUGAUCGAUUAAACGUUGAGUUUGCUCUUAUUCACAAAGAGAGAAAGAAGGCUAACGAGGUGGCAUCAAUGGUGCUGGUUGGUGAUGUUAAAGAUAGAACUGCUAUUUUGGUUGACGACAUGGCUGAUACGUGUGGCACAACAUGCCAUGCAGCAGAAAAACUCAUGGAAGCUGGUGCUACUAAAGUAUAUGCCAUACUAACGCAUGGUAUAUUCUCUGGACCAGCCAUUUCUAGGAUAAAUAAUGCUUGUUUCGAGGCUGUUGUUGUUACAAAUACAAUUCCACAAGAUGGUCAUAUGCGCGACUGUCCCAAAAUUCAGUGCAUCGAUGUGUCGAUGAUGUUCGCCGAGGCCGUGCGUAGGACACACAAUGGUGAAAGUGUGUCUUAUCUGUUUUCAAAUGUUCCAUAUUAAGGACGGAAACUAUGAUCCGGAUUGAGCUCACCACACACAGACACAUCCAAUAGCAGCAGUACAGAAUUUGUUUUUGUUAAAGAAACAAACUCAAUCCGUAUCAACCAAUUGAAAUAUACAGUUUGAAUGCCUGGAGAUGGAUAAUAGUACGAGCAUAGGUUUUAAUUUAGAUAUUAGGGAAAAUGAAAUUAUAUUGGGAUCAAAUACAAUUCAUUUUGAUUCAUAUUUUGUGUGAGCGAGUUUAUAGAUCACAUUAAAAUUAUUAUUAUUAAAACAAAUAAGAUUAUAUUCCAUUGGAAAGUUUUAACAAAUUUUUAUAAAACAUCAUCUUGCAAACUGGGUUGAUUACAUUUCAUGUAAACGGCGUUGUGUGUAAAAAUUUUUUUUUUAAAUUUCUGUUUUCAUUUUUAUUUAGAAAAAAAUUUAUAAAAACUGUUGAAUGAAUCAGUAGAAAAGGAAUUUAAAUUAUAAUUUUAAAAGGUUAGUUAAUUAAGAUUAUACAAGCAGAGAGAACAUUAUUAUUAUAAAUGCAGCCGAGAUCCGUUUUGAAUCUCUAGCAAAAGCAAACCACUAAAUUGAAAGUUUUUUUUUAAUCAGACUUUUAGUGCCAUUUUUGUUGAAUUGAAAUAAAACAUGCGAUCGAAAAGAAGACAAUUCAUUGGAAACUAAAGACACAAACAGGAUAGUAACAUUCAUCAGAAAAAUGUUUUUUUUAGUAUUAAAAUCAAACUUUAAGAAAAAUCUAAUUAUUUUGUGUAAAGAGAAAGCAAAACACAAUUGACGAUUUGGAAUUAAUUUUGAUUUUGUACAAAAAUGUAUAAUUUUUCUCGAAAUUUUUUGUUGGAAAUAAUUUUGUUUUUAAAAAUAUUUUAUAAAUGUCAAUCAAUAUCUUCAAUAAGACAAUUUAUACAGCAGGAUUAUAUUAUCACUUCUUUUUGAUUCUUUUUUUAUAUUAAAGAGCAACAUUGCCAUAA
Molecule: messenger RNA, 2167 nt
Organism: Bradysia coprophila
Lineage: Eukaryota; Metazoa; Arthropoda; Insecta; Diptera; Sciaridae
Product: ribose-phosphate pyrophosphokinase 1
Biological process (GO): ribonucleoside monophosphate biosynthetic process; 5-phosphoribose 1-diphosphate biosynthetic process; purine nucleotide biosynthetic process
Cellular component (GO): cytoplasm; ribose phosphate diphosphokinase complex
Molecular function (GO): ribose phosphate diphosphokinase activity; magnesium ion binding; ATP binding
Source: RefSeq, a predicted model, not a curated record